UUUAUAAGUUAAUAAGUCAUAAGUUGCUCCAAAAUAACCAUCAUCUACAACCCUUCACGAACAAUCAUUUGCAGCACUUCAACUCAUCUAACUCAGAGAUUGAUUCAGGAACCAAUUUCUCGAAUCAAGACAACACUUGACUCAGAAAUCACGAACAAAAACAUCGAAAUUUCAUGGGAUUCGAUUCUUACAUCUGUUCAUCAUCAUUCCCCUCCCAAAGCACAGCUCACAGGUACUUGAAUGGAGACUAGAGAAAUUGCUAACACAAAACGAGAAAAACGACAACAUGUACUCAGAUUUAAUACAUCUUUGCAGUAAGAUCCACAGCCCGCAAACUGCAAUGUGGAUUUUCACUUCAAUGGAGAGUCGCGGCAGAAAGCCGUCUUCUAAUAUUCUUAACGCCCUAAUAUCUGCUCACUUAUCUUCAAACAAUCUUGUAGCCGCACUUAGCAUAUACGAAACAAUGCAGAAUUUAGAGGACUAUAAACCCACUGCUCACACAUACAACUUGUUCAUUUCCGCAUUUGCAAAUCUUCGAAACAGUAAGGCAAUGUUAGCCUGGUACUCAACCAAGAUAGCUUCGGGUUUUUUGGCUGAUUUGGACACAUAUGAAGCUCUGAUCUUAGGUUGUAUAAAACUAAAAAGAUUUGAAGAUGCUGAGAGGUUUUAUGGAGAAAUGUUAGUAGCGGGUAUCAAACCGAACGAGUUGAUAUUACAUAAUUUGCUUGUUGGGUUUUGUGAACAAAAAGAGUCGGUUAAACUCAGAGCGUUUUUGAAGGAUACGUUGGAGAAUAAAUCGAUGAUUGACGGGUAUUUGGCUGAGAAGCUUGUCGGGUUUUAUUGUGAUCUGGAACUAGUGGACGAGAUGGAGUGGGUGCUUGUGGAAUUAACGGAGGCCGGUCAUAAUCAAGAUUUGGGUAUUGUUUCUCGGAUUUAUAACGGGUUGAUUAGGGUUUAUGCUAAGUUGGAUAGAUUGGAUGAUAUGGAAUACUCUAUUGGGAGGAUGUUGAAACAAGGGGUGUCGUUUCGGUCUGAUAAAGAUGUUGAAAACGUGAUAUGUUCGUAUUUUCACCAGGGUGCGUACGGUAGACUAGAUGUGUUUUUGGAGUUUAUGAAGGGUUCAUGUAUGCUUGCUAGAUCUAGUUAUGAGUUAUUGCUUGACGGUUAUCGUAGAGCGGGGUUAGGUGAAAAAGUCGAUUUGGUGAUCAAAGAUUUGGAAAUCCUUGAGAAAGACUAGAAGUAGCUAUUGCACGCGAUAGACAUAUAUUAUUAGGUCACGUCGGCUUAUGUCUAUAGCACUGUCUCGUCAGCUUUUAAAUAUCAAUAUCAAAUCCCUAAUGUCGUUUGUUUACAUAUUUC
This is a messenger RNA of Helianthus annuus (common sunflower), 1359 nucleotides long. Its product is annotated as pentatricopeptide repeat-containing protein At5g28460. The transcript is spliced from 2 exons. Bases 287 to 1237 code for a protein of 316 amino acids. The record is from RefSeq and is a predicted model, not a curated record. Gene Ontology annotation, molecular function: protein binding; mRNA binding. Lineage: Eukaryota; Viridiplantae; Streptophyta; Magnoliopsida; Asterales; Asteraceae.